CGGCGGCGGCGGCGGCGGCGGCGCCUUCUCCAGUCGCGUCUUUCUCACUCACUGGGGAGUCCAGCGGUGGCGGCACCUUUCGAGGCAGAGCCGGUGAGCAGCGAGCCCGCCCGCCAGCCAGUGGGAGGUCGGACAGACUGACGGCGGAGCCGACGUUCGGACGGACAGCGGGACAUCCAGACGGCCCGAGUCGCCUCAAGUUCCGCCAUGAGCUGGGGCACAGAGCUGUGGGAUCAGUUCGACAGCUUAGACAAGCAUACACAAUGGGGAAUUGACUUCUUGGAAAGAUAUGCCAAAUUUGUAAAAGAGAGGAUAGAAAUUGAACAGAACUAUGCGAAACAAUUGAGAAAUCUGGUUAAGAAGUACUGUCCUAAACGUUCAUCCAAAGAUGAAGAGCCAAGGUUUACCUCGUGUAUAGCCUUUUUUAACAUCCUUAAUGAGUUAAAUGACUAUGCAGGACAGCGAGAAGUAGUAGCAGAAGAAAUGGCACACAGAGUAUAUGGUGAAUUAAUGAGAUACGCUCAUGAUCUGAAAACUGAAAGAAAAAUGCAUCUCCAAGAAGGACGAAAAGCUCAACAGUACCUUGACAUGUGCUGGAAACAGAUGGAUAAUAGUAAAAAGAAAUUUGAAAGAGAAUGUAGAGAGGCAGAAAAGGCACAACAGAGUUAUGAAAGAUUGGAUAAUGAUACUAAUGCAACCAAGGCAGACGUUGAAAAGGCCAAACAGCAGUUGAAUCUGCGUACACAUAUGGCUGAUGAGAAUAAAAAUGAAUAUGCUGCACAGUUACAAAACUUUAAUGGAGAACAACACAAACAUUUCUACGUAGUGAUUCCUCAGAUAUACAAGCAACUACAAGAAAUGGAUGAACGAAGGACUGUUAAACUCAGUGAGUGUUACAGAGGAUUUGCAGACUCAGAACGCAAAGUUAUACCUAUCAUUUCAAAAUGUUUGGAAGGAAUGAUUCUUGCAGCAAAAUCAGUUGAUGAAAGAAGAGACUCUCAAAUGGUGGUAGACUCCUUCAAGUCUGGUUUUGAGCCUCCAGGAGACUUCCCAUUUGAAGAUUACAGUCAGCAUAUUUAUAGAACCAUUUCUGAUGGAACUAUCAGUGCCUCCAGACAGGAAAGUGGGAAGGUUGAUGCCAAGACCACAGUAGGAAAGGCGAAGGGCAAAUUGUGGCUCUUUGGAAAAAAGCCAAAGGGCCCAGCAUUAGAAGAUUUCAGUCAUCUGCCACCAGAACAGAGACGUAAAAAACUACAGCAGCGCAUUGAUGAACUUAACAGAGAACUACAAAAAGAAUCAGACCAAAAAGAUGCACUCAACAAAAUGAAAGAUGUGUAUGAAAAAAAUCCACAAAUGGGGGAUCCAGGGAGUUUGCAGCCUAAAUUAGCAGAGACCAUGAAUAACAUUGACCGCUUACGAAUGGAAAUCCACAAGAAUGAGGCUUGGCUCUCUGAAGUUGAAGGCAAAACAGGAGGGAGAGGAGACAGAAGACAUAGCAGUGACAUAAAUCAUCUUGUAACACAGGGACGAGAAAGUCCUGAGGGAAGUUACACUGAUGAUGCAAACCAAGAAGUCCGUGGGCCACCCCAACAGCAUGGUCCCCACAGUGAGUUUGAUGAUGAAUUUGAGGAUGAUGAUCCCUUGCCUGCUAUUGGACACUGCAAAGCUAUCUACCCUUUUGAUGGACAUAAUGAAGGUACUCUGGCAAUGAAAGAAGGUGAAGUUCUGUACAUCAUUGAGGAAGACAAAGGGGAUGGAUGGACAAGAGCUCGGAGACAGAACGGUGAAGAAGGCUACGUUCCCACGUCAUACAUAGAUGUGACUCUAGAGAAAAACAGUAAAGGUUCCUGAAGAGGGUUUCUGAGGAAAUGGGCAAGAUGUUGAAGGAGGUUACAUGCAGCUGCUUUUGGGGGGAGGGUAUUAGAGUUGUCAGGCUCAAAGAGAGAGUGAGAGAAGCAAAUUGCAUGAGUGCAUGCAGACAUGAUUAUUUUUUACUAACUUCAUUAGCAUUUCCAUACAUUGUUUUAAAAAAUCAUUGUAAUACCAAUCCUUAAAUUCCUAGUUCAGUUAUUCACGUGAAAGAAAAAAGCCAACAAUGGCUGACCUUUUUUGCAUUUAUUUUACUGAUGUCCAAACCAGAAAGAAUGCAGAGCUGUCAUAAAAUUUGUCUUUCAUUUGGCUGUCCCAACAGGAUGGUCUCCAUCUCAGCUCUGUUUGAAUUGGCUUUUAGAUGCAUUGUCUGUUAGAAUCCUUGCCAUUUGUCAGUGUCUGCCUGUGCCACCUCCGUGCUUGCUUAACAUCUUGUGUCGCAUGUCUAGAGUAGUUGGGCUAGAUUUUUCAGGCAUGUCUUUAUAAUCCCUUGUUCUCGUCAAAGUCUUUGUUUUGUUUUACAUUUGUAGUGUAAAUCACUUUGUCAAACAUCUUCAGCACUAAUGUUUCCAUCCUAGUAUUCGUGUAUGCUGCUAUAACUUCCUCACUGCAAACAUUCCAGUUUUGGCGUUAUGAAGAAGUAGUCUGUGAACUCGAAGUAUUUAUGAUAAGAAAAAGAAAACAUCUCUGCUCUAGCCUACAGCCUCGUUGAAAGAACUCUUUGAAAAAUGAUACAUCUUCAGCACCUCAGUCUGGGAAGAAUCUAUAGUCAGCACUGAAAUCCUGGCAUAAUAAACACAGAAGAUACCACCUCAAGACAAAGGACUGUUGUCAAAAGUCAGCUGCUUCCAUUCAAAUGCUGCCUUAAACUAGAGUGCCUAAAUCUGUUGAUUGCCAACACUACCACUACAGUAUCCCGCAAAGGGCUUUGUGUCAGCUCAGUGCGACCUCCUUUAACUCUGCAGCACAGCUGCAGCUGCCGAUGUAGCCUUGGUAGGUAGGUGGCUUUUAGAGCUCUACCAUGUACGAUGGUGCAUCUUCAAAUUUAUGCAUCAAACUAAAGACAUGUCUGAGUCCAUUUUACUUUACUCAGCGUUUUUAUGGGAAGUUUUAUGGACCUCCCCCGUUGUCUUUUUAUUUGAGGUUAUGACGAUCUCAUUUGAUUAUUACAAUGAUAGUCUGUUUCCAAGUGAUGUUUUUGUUUGAACCAUAUAAAACUUAGUGAAACUUUGUAAUGAUCUGUGCACUUUUCCUUGUAAAAUGGAAAUUUUUGUGUGUUUAUAUUUGUAAAUAUAACUGUUAGUGCCCUAUUGCUCAUGUUGUCUUGCCUCGCAUUUGUGAUUCUGUUAAUGACUUGUAUCUUAACUAAUUUCUUAGUGGCAUCAUAAUAGGGAGAUGGGCGGGGGCGGGGGGUUAUUUCUACCACUGAAGCUUUAUUAAUUUGGUUCUUUACUGUUUUGAGGGGAGAAAGAGAACGUGAAUUGGUCUGUGUAUUAUUGGAUUUUAAGCAAUAUUUUAGAAGCUGUGUGACUGCUUUAAUAAUUUUUUCUCAGUGUUAUUUGAAUCAUACUACCAGGUAUACUAAAGCUGAAUCACAAUUGUGUGAAAGUUAAUGCCUUCUUAAAAUCAAGUACACCACUGUUACACAGCUGACAUAUAGUGUAUUACCUUUGAGGCUAGUAAACUAUAAAGCUUAGAUAUUGAAUCUCAUUACAGGGUUAUUUAUAUAAUGUGACAUUAUUCAAUACUGACAGACUACGUGAAGUAGUUUUAAAAUGUAGUGCUAUUUUUCUUUUAAAGGUUAGCAAUGAGAAGGAAAUGUGAUCUGGCUGUGUUUGUCUUCUGUACAAAGCCUGAAGUGCUUAUGUUUUUUUUGGCUAAUAGCCAGAAAGGGCAAAGUUUAAGGCUUUCUUGUAAGGACUAACUGUUCUUUUCAAGCUACUGUUUGUUUUUCUAAAAGCAGGAUUUGCUUCCGUAGGAGGCAAGUUCCUUCAUGUGGAAUAGUGCAACCUGUAUAUGGGUUAUUAAUAGGAAAUACAUUUGUACUUGCACAGUUUAAAUCAUUCUUAAAUUUUGAACAUGUGAAUUGUCCAAAAGAAAUCCUUAGUUUUUCAGUAAUUUUUACCCUUUUUGUGCACAUGUUGAUUUCUUAAUGGUAAAUGCUUUGUUUAAGAUAGUGUUCUCUGUUGAGAAUAUUUUCAUGGAAUAAAAC
Molecule: messenger RNA, 4081 nt
Organism: Cynocephalus volans (Philippine flying lemur)
Lineage: Eukaryota; Metazoa; Chordata; Mammalia; Dermoptera; Cynocephalidae
Gene: FNBP1L
Product: formin binding protein 1 like
Exons: 15
Coding region: 208-1851 (547 amino acids)
Biological process (GO): signal transduction
Molecular function (GO): protein binding
Source: RefSeq, a predicted model, not a curated record